Molecule: messenger RNA, 999 nt
Organism: Hibiscus syriacus
Lineage: Eukaryota; Viridiplantae; Streptophyta; Magnoliopsida; Malvales; Malvaceae
Exons: 4
Coding region: 1-999 (332 amino acids)
Source: RefSeq, a predicted model, not a curated record
AUGACCUUGAGAUAUGCUGGUGGACCACUAGAACCAUUUGGACAUGAGAUCGAACGAUCAUUCAAACAAAGGCGACGUAACCAGCGAGCCAGAGAAUAUAUGAAUCGACUGCAGUAUCAAGGCGACAACAAUAUGGGAGAUCAAGCAGAUCCUGACGUUAUGGAAAAUAAUCUUCCUAGAGAAGAGGCAAGACCACGACGUUCUAAUAAGAUGGGAGACGUCAAGGCAACUAGUGCAAAUGAUAAGUUUGGGGGGAAGCAACCAGAAAAUUCUAUCCAAGACACUACACAACAUGGGGAUAAAGCUCAAAUUGUUGAACUAAAGGGAUUGCCUGAGGAGAAGGAAAAGGAUGAAGUUUCAGAAAGUCGUCAAAAAUACAACGAGGAGAUUCAGUUCAAGAAAUUUGUUGAUGUCCUAGACCAGUUGUAUAUUAAUGUCCCAUUACUUGAAGCCAUCGAGCAGAUGUGUUCCUAUGCUAAAUUCCUAAAGGACAUUGUCACGAAGAAGAGGAAGGUAGAAAAAAUUGAAAAUGUUACCACGAUGAAAGAAUUAUGCUCUGCAUUAAGCAAACUUCCACCAAAGCAAAAAGAUCCUGACAUCAUCGUGAUAUCAUGUUCUAUCGCUGAUAAAUUUAUGGGGCGAGCUGUUGUCGAUUUAGGGUCAAACAUAAAUUUGAUGCCCAAGUCUAUAUUUUUAAAACUAGAAAUGUGUAACGCUUGCCCAACCACCAUUAUCUUACAGUUAGAUGUUUGGUCUUAUGUUCGUCCUAAGGGAAGAAUUGAAGAUGUCAUUGUAAAAAUGGAAAGGUUUGUGUUUCCAGUUGACUUCCUCAUAUUAGACUGUGAGGCUGAUGAAAACGCACCCAUCAUUCUUGGGUGGGCCUUCUUAGCCACUGGACGAAUCUUAAUAGAUUCCAAGAAGGGAGAAUUCACGAUGAGGGUGGGAUAUCAAUGCGUCACAAUCAAUGUCUUCAACUCUAUGAAGCAUGUUGAUGAUUAA